Vombatus ursinus (common wombat) is the source of this 3199-nucleotide messenger RNA. RefSeq lists its product as uncharacterized. The record is from RefSeq and is a predicted model, not a curated record. The coding region runs from base 114 to 554 and encodes 146 amino acids. The transcript has 2 exons. Lineage: Eukaryota; Metazoa; Chordata; Mammalia; Diprotodontia; Vombatidae.
GGUCAGGGAGAAGGCGGGGAGCAAGGGUUCUCUCUUCUCCUCUCCCCUCCUCUCCCCUCCUCCCCUCUCCUCUCCUGUGCAGUCAGCCGCGGUUAAGCAGCUCCAGCGGCAGCAUGACGGUGGGCGCCAGGCUCCGAGGGAAGGUGGAGGGCAGAUACCUUCGCAGGUUCCCGAGGCGGCAGCAAGAGGAGGAGGAGGUCUAUAUCCUGCAGCACCCGCAAUUAGAAGAGGAGGAAGAAGGAGAGGAGACUGAGGGGCAAGAAUUGCCUCUGCAGCGCCCGGGGCCCCAGGGUAAGGCGAGGGAGGAGAAGGCACCCCACUCCAAGAAAGUGCACUUUGCCUUUUUGCCGGCGAGUUACGAGCCCCUGGAGGAGCAGACAGCCGGAGAAAAGCCCAAAAAGAAAUAUCGGAAGAAGCUCAAGAAAUAUGGCAAGAAUGUUGGGAAAGUGAUCACCAAAGGAUGCCGGUACUUUGUCAUUGGUUUGCAAGAACUUGCCACAGCUUACUCAUCACCCUUUACAGCGUCAGCCACCGUCCUUUCCUUGGUUCGCUAAAAGAAGUCAUGGAGGUCGUGUACUAUGAGAGAACGUUGACCCUAGCACCCUGCGAAGAACACAUCAUGGGCUUUGACCCAGAAACUACUUGGGACUAGAGAGAAAAAACACUGACUUUUCUUGUGGAGGGGGAUGAGAGGUGUUAAUGAAUCAGUCUCUUCCCUGCUUUCUGGUGCUUUUCAUCUUUGGAGCGUCCUGCCGUCAAUGGAAUCCUGGUCAAAGGGAAGCACGUCCAAUGAAAUAUAGGACCAAAAGGAUGAGUUGAGGUUUCUCUUAGACAAGAUUCUCAGUUAUAGAAAAAUUGGUUUGCUAAAUCCUGAGUCUCUGGCUCAGUAGCCUGAAGGAGAGCCACAAGAAAGGCAGAAUCCAAGAGGCUGAAUUUAAUAGGAAGGAGACUCUCAGUGAAUUAAGAUGGGGAGAAAUUUUGACAGAGAAUUGGAUGCUUGGUGAUCCUGAGUGAAUCUCGAGUUGAUAAACAACUUUUACCCAAUACCUAGAAUCCUGUUGUCGAAGAAAUUCCUGGGCAAUGCAAUGCAAAUGACCUCAUUUUGAGGACAGACUUCUGCUGGUUUUUUUCUGUUGCCGAAAGCUUAGUUACCAUUGUGAAAAAGAGUAGAAGGGGCCAAUGAAUUUUGAAGAAUGAGAUAUCUUGAAAGCAGCAUUCUUGAAUUUGAUAUCAUUCAAAUUUAAGAAUUGCCUAUGAUCAACUAAGUAUCUCUUUGGCUUGGAAGGGCUAGUGGCAUUGAAUAAAUGUAUAAAGGUGAGAUCAGUACAAAGCCUGGAGGUUUCAGGAAGGUCACUCGUUGUUUGACAGGCUCCUGGUUUAAUCUGAAGGUCUGCCGGGGGUGUUUUGCCAGUCUAACCCAGCCAGUUUAAGGGUUGCCAUACCUCUACUGGAACAGCUCCAUUUGUUAUCUGAUUAGUGCAGAUGAAAUGCCCUACUGGGGAUGCUAAAUCUCCCUUUUACUAUUCUUCCAUCAUUUCUACUGAGAGUCUCUUUGUUUUUACUCUCUAUUGAAGAUAGGAGAGUACACAUGAAAGACUGAGCUAGUUUGGAUUGGGAACAAGUUGGGGCUGGGUCAGGGCAGGACAGUUAAAACAUGGGGAUUCUGGCUUUCCAUUAUGGAAAUGGUCCGAGUUGUAGAAAGUAACCAGGAAGUAGAGGAGAGACAGAGAUAGAGAACGAAUAGAAGAAGAGGGCAAAAGAGAGAAGAAAAAUGAGAGAUAAUAGAGAAGUAAAAGAAAGUAAUGAGAUUGAUGGGAAAAGGGAAGUUAGAAGUGAAGAGUUUGGCUUUAUUAUUAGUAACCAGAAUUUAGAAUCUUUGAAGUAAGGUAGCAGAAAAGUGAUAUUUCCAGAUGGUUCUUAAAAAACAAAAUCCAAAUCCCCAAACCUGAAUUGUGUAUACACACAAACACUCAAAAGUUAGUACUUUAAAAAGCUGUGACUUUAUUUUAGCUUGAUUUUAUCUAUGUAAUUGUUUUGGUAUGGGAACACUAUCUGAUGGGCCUCACCCCUACCCAAGAAUAGCCUAUUGGCAUCAAUGGAACUAAAAAUACACGAAUGUUGCAAACUUUUUAAAAAAAUGUCACCUAUACCCAGGUGGGCCUCAUGAACACCAGAUGGAGGUCUCAACUUUCAGGUUUUUCUGAUUAAUUCUAGCUUAAUGGCAACCUUAAUGAGAGGAAGAAGUAGGUGAAAAAGAGGACAAUGAGAAAGGAAAAGUUAGAAGGGGAGCUUGAUUGCAUUGUAGCCAGAUUUUUCAAAUUCUGAAGCAUCGAUAUUAAUAUAUUCAUGUUUAAGACAAGCUGGGCCUGAAUAUCUAUGGGCAACAUGAAACCAACAUUGAAGAUGUUGCUAAAUGAUCAAGUUGUAGCCAAAAUGAUGAAAGGAAACCAGUGCAGGUUAUUAUUUUUCAUACCAAUAAGAUAAUUAUAGAAUUGCUAUCAGUCUUGCUUCUUUCCAAGCUUAUCUCUUUUCCUUUUUUUUUGUCUGUCAAUGAAACUAGGUUUAGAGAUAUAGGUCAAUCAAUAACUUUUGAGCGUUUGGGAACAGAGAGCAAGAUUAUGUGUGGUGUCAUUCACUGGUAAUGACAUUUUGUUGACAACUGCCAUCUUCAAGCUGACAGAGGCUUCUGAUAGGAGAGGACCCCAGACCCAAGUAGAAUGGUUUAUUUCUUGGGGGCACAAGGAUGCCUUUUCCCUUUCCCUGAUGUUUUUUGGGUGAAACUGUUUCUAAGAGAAGAAAUGAAUGAAGAAAGGUCAGGCAUGAUCUGACCCUGACAACUGUGAAGCCUGGUUAAGAAUUAACUCAAAUUGUGAAAGUCAAACUAACCCAGUUUUGUGCUCACAUCGAGUUUCAUUUGGAAAGAUGAAUUCCUGCAAGCUGUUGCUCUUCAUUAACCACAAUGAUUUUUUUUUUGAGGCCAAAGCACUGAUAUUUUUUCCGUUCUUUGUUUCAUUGGGAUUAGCAAAUUGAGUUAUUGAUGUCAGCAUGCUCUUAGGUAAUCCACUUUUCUAUUUUUCUCCAACCACUGCUGAUAAAACUUCUGGAAGUUUUUCCCUAGCUUUGUUCAUGAAAGACACAAGGAAAUUUGUUUCUUUUCUAAUCCUACAAUGUAAAUAAAAGUUUGAAUUUGUUUAAUGAA